CCCACUGCCCUCUUGCCGCCCACCAUGGCCCUGCUGCACUCUGCCCGCAUCCUCUCCGGGGUCGCCUCCGCCUUCCACCCAGGCCUCGCCGCCGCAGCCUCUGCCAGAACCAGCUCCUGGUGGGCCCAUGUGGAGAUGGGACCCCAAGAUCCUAUCCUGGGAGUUACAGAAGCCUACAAGAGAGACACAAACAGCAAAAAGAUGAAUCUGGGAGUUGGCGCCUACCGGGAUGAUAAUGGGAAGCCUUACGUACUCCCUAGCGUCUGGAAGGCAGAGGCUCAGAUCGCUGCAAAAGGUCUCGACAAGGAAUACCUGCCCAUCGCGGGACUGGCUGAGUUCUGUAGGGCGUCGGCAGAACUAGCCCUGCGCGAGAACAGCGAAGUGGUGAAAAGCGGCCGGUUUGUCACCGUGCAGACCAUCUCUGGAACGGGGGCCCUAAGGAUCGGAGCCAGUUUUCUGCAAAGGUUUUUCAAGUUCAGCCGAGAUGUCUUUCUGCCCAAACCAACCUGGGGAAAUCACACACCCAUCUUCAGGGAUGCUGGCAUGCAGCUACAAAGCUAUCGGUACUAUGACCCUAAGACUUGCGGUUUUGACUUCACAGGCGCCCUGGAGGACAUCGCAAAAAUUCCAGAGCAAAGUGUUCUUCUGUUGCAUGCCUGUGCCCACAAUCCCACAGGAGUGGAUCCUCGGCCUGAGCAGUGGAAGGAAAUAGCAACAGUGGUGAAGAAAAGGAAUCUGUUCGCCUUCUUUGACAUGGCCUACCAAGGCUUUGCCAGUGGUGACGGUGACAAGGACGCCUGGGCUGUGCGCCACUUCAUUGAACAGGGCAUUAAUGUGUGUCUCUGCCAGUCAUAUGCCAAGAACAUGGGCUUAUAUGGUGAAUGUGUUGGAGCCUUCACUGUGAUCUGCAAAGAUGCAGAUGAAGCCAAAAGGGUGGAGUCGCAGUUGAAGAUCUUGAUCCGUCCGAUGUAUUCCAACCCUCCUAUCAAUGGGGCCCGGAUUGCCUCCACGAUUCUGACUUCCCCAGAUUUGAGAAAGCAAUGGUUACAGGAAGUGAAAGGCAUGGCAGACCGCAUCAUUGGCAUGCGGACCCAGCUGGUCUCCAACCUCAAGAAGGAAGGCUCCACCCACAACUGGCAGCACAUCACCGAUCAGAUUGGCAUGUUUUGUUUCACAGGACUAAAGCCUGAACAGGUGGAGCGGCUGACCAAGGAGUUCUCCAUCUACAUGACAAAGGACGGUCGCAUCUCUGUGGCUGGCGUCACUUCUGGCAAUGUGGGCUACCUGGCCCAUGCUAUUCACCAGGUCACCAAGUAAUUUCUCUAGUGCCAGGAAACAGAGACAACCUUUCCGUCUUCAGGCUCUGCUGAAGAAGGGAGGGUGGAUGGUGGUACAUGGAUCAUUCCAACCACAGAGCAUAGCACUCACCGAUUAAUUGUGUUUCUCAGAAAAGAACAUGUAGUGAAAUAGGGCAGAGUCAUCCGUGGCUGCUGUCUGGAACUUUGUGGCUCUAAACCAAACUUUUCCCUCCAUCUUUUUACCUCCAGCAUUUCCAAAAGAGUUUACUUGCGGGGGAAAGUCAUCACACCAAAAAGACCUGUCCGUCAUGCCAUUGCAGCGUUUCAGAAGCUUUAACUGAAGCAUCUGACAGUGCUAGGGGCUCCUCUGCAGAUCCAGCAUCAGAAUGGCACAUGUUAGAGACU
Molecule: messenger RNA, 1703 nt
Organism: Lepus europaeus (European hare)
Lineage: Eukaryota; Metazoa; Chordata; Mammalia; Lagomorpha; Leporidae
Product: aspartate aminotransferase, mitochondrial-like
Exons: 1
Coding region: 25-1317 (430 amino acids)
Biological process (GO): L-aspartate catabolic process; biosynthetic process
Cellular component (GO): mitochondrion
Molecular function (GO): L-aspartate:2-oxoglutarate transaminase activity; pyridoxal phosphate binding
Source: RefSeq, a predicted model, not a curated record